AUGAAUCGAACCUUGCUGGACUAUCUAGCGAAAUUUGUCGACAAAGAUCAGCAAAAUUGGGAUAACAUUUUACCGUUGGCCUUGAUGAGUUAUAGAGCGUCUAUUCACAACAGCACAAAAUUUACUCCAGCGCUACUUACCCUAGGGAGAGAAAUCCGACUCCCUAUUGAUUUGUGGCGCCCACAAGUUCCUUCAGAUGUAAAUUUAUCGCUUCCUUCAUACUUGCAACAGAAACUUGACUUUAUGCGGGACGUACAAACGGUGGCAAGGAUCAACUUGAAACUAUCUGCCGAAAGCAUGAAGGUGCACUACGACGAACGCGCUAAUCCGAUCAGUUUCAAUAUCGGUCAACAAGUGUGGCUUUAUAACCCUAUACGGAAGGUUGGAAAAUCUCCAAAACUUCAAUGCGAUUGGGAUGGUCCGUACAGUGUGCAACGGAAACUGAGUGACCUGAUCUACGAAAUUCGUCGUGAUAACUGUCGCAGCAAGGUUGUUCACUUGGAUUGCCUGGCACCUUACGAGUCACAUGAUUAG
This is a messenger RNA of Malaya genurostris, 534 nucleotides long. RefSeq lists its product as uncharacterized. The record is from RefSeq and is a predicted model, not a curated record. Lineage: Eukaryota; Metazoa; Arthropoda; Insecta; Diptera; Culicidae. The coding region runs from base 1 to 534 and encodes 177 amino acids. Gene Ontology annotation, molecular function: nucleic acid binding. The transcript has a single exon.